Durusdinium trenchii is the source of this 2385-nucleotide messenger RNA. NCBI's taxonomy places the organism in Eukaryota, Dinophyceae, Suessiales, Symbiodiniaceae. The record is from the annotation of a GenBank genome assembly.
AUGUGUGGUGGAAACAAGGGUUUCAUUUGGACCGUCGACAAGCGCGGCAUCACCCUUUUGGCACCCACAGCCAUGAGCCCCAACACCAGUCGCGUCACGGCGAGCAACUUCCGCACGGAGCAGGCCAUCGGUGCAGCUGGUGGAUUCACUCCAGGGCCUCAUGUGGAUUUUGCCGUGUGGGUGGCAGACCCCUUGGCGAUGGAAGACUUGCAAGCACUCAAUCUAGAUGAACAACUCGGUGAGGGCAAUCCAAGUUGUACAGACCUUGCCGCUCACGAUGAGACAAUGAUGAACUACUUGCGAGAUGGCUUUGGAAAUUAUAGUAUUAGCACAUGUUCUGACGUGGCACCUUUUUGCAACUCUAUCACAACUUUGCCAGACUGGGGCUUGGAUGGUGGUCGCGGCUUUCUGUCACGUAUGCUUUGCUCCGAUACUUGUGGUUGCUCUGAUCCCGGAGGCUAUCAGUGGAGCCCAUUGUUUGAUUGGGGCUUCAAGACUCUAGCCUUCUUUUGUCCCAUGACAUGCGGAUGCGACUCGACGACCAGCAGCGAGCAAGACUUGAGAUGUCCUAUGCCUCAGGGAAGAAGUUGCGAAGAAGUGGUAGACUGCAUCUAUGCAAGGGGAGCAUAUCAUUGCGCAGAUGACGAGGGCUCUUCAAUUGUUGAAGGAUUGCUCGAACACACAAAGACAGACGUGGAUUUGUUCAACUCAUACGCCUUCGAGCUGCGGCAAGCCCUCCAGCAGUGCAGCACGGCAGGUUUGACGUUCAUGAACAACAAGUCCAUUCCUGUGAGUGCUAUGGGAUUGGAGUUGGGAUUGAUCGACAUCUACGGCAUCGGACCCAACAACUUGGACGCUAACAAUACCACGGAUGGUAUGUCUUCAGUACCUUCAGGGCCAGGAGCACCGACCGAUGAACGACCAGAUCCACCAGAAGGCCGUCAAGCUGGUGGAGCCUUGGCGGUCGCAAAAUGGCCCGCUAGAGAGCAAAAGACGGGAUGGAAACACUUCGACGCCAUGAGUGAUGCUUUGCUCCUUGCCGGCUUGGUGCGUGAGGUGGCGCUCAACGGUGGUUCUGUGGCUGCAGGUGAGCUGCUGCGAUAUGACCGACAGCUGCGGAAGUGGCUAGGCCAGGUGAUAGGAAGCUCCUACAAUUCAUUGCCCAGCAUCAGACUGCGGGAGAUCUCAGAAGUUGUUGUUUGUAGGGAAAUUGUGAGCCUACAUGACUGUAGGAACCGGCUCUUCGCCCACCUUGCUGCAGCUCAUGGCUUGCGCAGACCCGACGAAGUGAAGGCUCCCAAGGACCGGUCUGAGAUUUUCGAAGUUGGGCAACUGGGCGGUCCACAGGCCCCAGAGAAUGGUGAGGGCAUCCGGCUUCGUCAAACCUUGGUCGGGCUAAGCGACUCUGCCUGGCAGCAGACGGACCAGCUGCAAGAUGAAAGUCAGGAGCAACUUGCUGGUCGUGUUCUGACUGUCUUGCAGGCGAUGCAGGCCGAUCCUGUGAAGAAGCGUUUCUCCUAUCAGUUGCUCAGCGAGGUGGCUCAAGAUCGUGGUGUGCAGCGUCUCUUACAUGGACGAGUGUUGUCCAAAACUUUGGCGGGUGACGCAAGAUUCGAAGUGAAAGAAGAUCCCCGCCAUGGCAUAACUAUCCGGCUUUCUGGUGAUAGUGUCGUGCGGAAAGGGACGACAGACGCUGGCACAUCACCCUCAGCGGCCUCCAUGGUGUCUAUUUUGGCACGCCACGAAGGCUACGCAGUGGCUUUGGACAAACCGGCGGGCCUGACAACUGAAGAACUUAUUCAUCAUUUUGAGUCCCAAGAGAAACCAGAGGGUCCGCUCAAAAGUGUCUCACGCUUGGAUGCUCCUACCUCGGGUGCUUUGGUGGUUCCUCUUUGUCAGGACGCCAUGGAGGACUUGAAAGAUCACUUCUCAGCGCGCAGGGUCACGAAGGCCUAUUUGGCUUUGGUCUUGGGGGAGCCGCCCAAGCAUGGACAAAUUGAUGUGAAGCUUCGAGCAGUUCAGUCCGUGGAUCGCUAUCGCGCUGUCGUUCAUCCCUAUGGCAAAGAAGCUGUCACGAGCUUCCAACGGCUGGCAGUGCUUCAAGGGGAUGAGCAUCAUGAUUCUUACUCCCUGGUGCUGGCAUGGCCUUUGACUGGUCGAAUGCAUCAGAUUCGGGCCCAUUUUGCCCAUUUGGGCUUUCCCCUAGCUGGGGAUGUGCGCUAUGCACCUCGAAAGGGGUCCACUGCAUGGUCCGGGGAGCGCCUCUUUUUGCAUGCCGCUUUUAUCUCUGUGCCCUCGUCGCUGACAGCUGUGUCACCCUUGAAGGUGGAUCUCCUUGAGCCCUUGAAGGACAGGCAAGCCCACAAUCAUGUUGGUGUGCAUUAG